Messenger RNA from Bactrocera oleae (olive fruit fly), 1291 nucleotides. RefSeq names its product RNA terminal phosphate cyclase 1 (gene Rtc1). Gene Ontology annotation, biological process: ribosome biogenesis; endonucleolytic cleavage of tricistronic rRNA transcript (SSU-rRNA, 5.8S rRNA, LSU-rRNA). The record is from RefSeq and is a predicted model, not a curated record. Gene Ontology annotation, cellular component: nucleolus. Gene Ontology annotation, molecular function: RNA endonuclease activity. Lineage: Eukaryota; Metazoa; Arthropoda; Insecta; Diptera; Tephritidae.
AUUCCAUAUAUUUGCAUGUGCGCUUUACGAAAGAAAACAAUGUGCAUUAUUUUUGUAUUUUCUUUAAUUUUGAAUACUGGAUUAAGUUUAAACUUCUAAAAUGCCGCCCAUAUCACAGGAAGGUAAUUGUCUCAUUUACCGAGGCAGCAAUUUUCUCAAGCAGCGCCUUAUACUGUCUUGUCUUAGUGGAAGGCCUGUACAGAUAACACAAAUUCACAUUGAUGAUGAUACGGCUCCCGGUUUGCGUGAAUAUGAAAUAGGUCUAAUAAGAUUAUUGGAUAAGCUAACAAAUGGUACCAAAAUUGAACUCAAUCCCUCGGGCACCUCAGUUCUAUUUUCACCGGGUCUGUUGCAUGGUGGUGUGCUGCACCACGAUUGCUGCAUUCAACGUGGUAUAAGCUAUUAUUUGGAUGCGCUAAUAGCUCUUGGUCCAUUUUGUAAAAAUCCAAUAAAUGCAACUUUAAAAGGCAUAACAAAUAGUAAAGACUCGCCAUCAGUAGAUCACAUAAAAGGCUCAGCAAUUCCGGUUCUUAAACGAUUUUUAGUUGUGGAUGAAGGAUUAGAACUUAAAAUUGUCAAAAGAGGUGCAGCUCCUCUUGGCGGUGGUGAAGUUCAAUUCCGAUGCCCGGUACGUAAGAACUUUCGGUCUCUACAAUUUCAAUCCCAAGGCAUGGUAAAACGAAUUCGCGGUACCGUAUACGCAUGCAAAGUAUCACCUGCAAUGGCCAAUCGUACUGUAGAAGCGGCAAAAGGAGUGAUGUUAAAAUUCCUUCCCGACGUAUAUAUAUACACUGAUCAAAAUCGUGGUAAAAUGUCUGGUAAUUCACCAGGCUUUGGUAUUUGUUUGGUAGCGGAAACAACUGAUGACGUUUGUUAUGGCGCUGAGAGUAUCUCAAACAGCAAGGAAGACGGGAAAGAUCCUUCUGUACCUGAAGAUUUGGGACGCGAAGCUGCAAUGAAAUUGCUUGAUGAAAUUUACCGUGGAGGCUCAUGUGAUUCAUCGUAUCAAUGGCUUGUCACCCUAUUUAUGGCGUUGAGUCAGAAGAAUGUUUCGAAAUUUUUAACUGGCCCACUUUCUACUUAUACGAUACAUUUUCUACAAAAUUUGAGAGACUUCUUUUCAAUAACGUUUAAGCUAGAAAAUCCUGAAAACGAUGACGAAGAGGAUGCUUUGCCAGGCGCCCAAAAAGUUUUGAUGACAUGUGUAGGCAUCGGUUAUACGAACAUAAGUAAACGUGUCAAUUAAAUAAUUAUAGUCAAUAACUAAAAAUUAAAAAAAUUAUUGUUUAUA